AUGAUCUACACCGUCAAGCUCCACGCGGUGGUGCUAUACAAUAUCGGCGACCACAUCACUCGAGACAUCCCUCUGCUGGUCGGGGUGAUGCUCGGCACCGUGUGUGAUGGGACCGUCGAAGUCCACCAGCUGUUCGAGGUCCCCGAGGCCCACGGCAAGCUCGACGAGGCGUUUCUCCAUAAACGCGCCGCCCAGUUCAAAACCGUGCUCCCCCAAUACUCCAUUGUCGGUAUCUACUUCAUUGGAGACUCGGUGAAUACCGAUAUCGUCGACCAGUUCUCGCUGUACGACCAGCCGCUUGUGGUGACGACGUUCACCGCUGUCAACAAGUUCACGCUGUAUUACCAAGGGAACCCGAUAAAGACGAUGGUGGUGGCGAGCGAAAGUGAGCGUAUUGCCACGGAGACCAUCGCUAGGUUCCAGGACUACUCCCAGCUGGCUCUGGGGAGCGUGCCGGAGGUGCUGUUGACGGCGCACCUGGCGAACUUGGCCCAGCUGGUGGCGCUGAUCUACGACCAGAUGGUGAAGAUCUUGGCGUGGAUGUCGGCAGACGAAAAGGACGUCGCCAAGCGAGUCAGGAUAAACAACAAGAUCGUCUACCUUUCUCAUAAGCUUGCUGCCCUUAAACGAGCGCCGGCACCGGACCCUACCACCAGCGUGUGUGCAGCAGAAUUGGCCCUUUUGACCGAGGAGUUGGCAGUACUCCUUAAACUCAAGGCUCUGGUUGCUCAGAAUGUGUUGAAGGCUAGUGUCGCUGGUGGUAGCGACCGUUUGUCCGAACAAUCCCGCCAGUGGGUCGACCAACUCGGGUCAUUCUGA
This is a messenger RNA of Diutina rugosa, 819 nucleotides long. RefSeq lists its product as uncharacterized. Gene Ontology annotation, molecular function: protein binding; metallopeptidase activity. The record is from RefSeq and is a predicted model, not a curated record. Lineage: Eukaryota; Fungi; Ascomycota; Pichiomycetes; Serinales; Debaryomycetaceae. Gene Ontology annotation, cellular component: COP9 signalosome. The transcript has a single exon. Bases 1 to 819 code for a protein of 272 amino acids.